Messenger RNA from Drosophila pseudoobscura, 582 nucleotides. RefSeq lists its product as uncharacterized. The record is from RefSeq and is a predicted model, not a curated record. The coding region runs from base 1 to 582 and encodes 193 amino acids. The transcript has a single exon. NCBI's taxonomy places the organism in Eukaryota, Metazoa, Arthropoda, Insecta, Diptera, Drosophilidae.
AUGCUGCUCCAGUCGCUGAUGCCCAUUGGACUGCUAUUUGCGGCGCUCAGCGUGUGUCCGGCGGCAAGGGCGGACAGUCCCGCCCACAACAUACGCAACACUGGAAACUGCCAGUACGCAUCCGCCACCCACUUGGAGCUCAUUUGCACUGGCUUUGUAGGAUACGAUACCUUUGUGCGCUGGCGGGACUUUCGAGCGCCCGAGGGUACGCCCUUUGGCAUUUGGUCCGACGGUAAUGUUUUCAUGGUGUCGUUCUACCAGUCGGACAUGUUCCGCUAUAGGCGCAUCAAACUGUCGACUCUGGGCGUGUUUCUGGCGACGGACAAGAACCAGAAGACCGUAGCCCUGAUCUUCCCCUACGGGACUGUGCACUGUUUCAAGUACGGACUCCGCUACCUCAGCGAUCUGCAGAGCAGUUGCAAGGGAAGCAAGUACGAUCCAAACGAGAUUACGGCGCACCCGGUCCUACACUACGCCCAUGACAGUUUCAAAAGGCAGGCUCUGCUGUCAAAAGGACGGGCCCGUCCCACGGGGCUGAUGAUCGGGCUAUUGGUAAUACUUCUGCUCUCGGAUAACCUCUAA